AUGAAUGGAGAGAUUUUAAGUUACUUGAUAAAUUACAAUAUUUUACCGAGUUUCAAGGUGUACACCAUCGUUGUGAAAGGAAACCAAUCAUUUGCAUUGAUACCGUUUGGAGAUCAUAUUGGACAAUUAUUUCUCAUCUCACUCCAAGCAGAAAAUGACUAUGGACUUAGUAAGCAAUCAAUUCCAAGAUAUAUACGAGCAGUUAAGAAUUCAAAACCACCAGCUAACAUAACAUUAAGUCAUCUUGGAAAUGUUAUACUAGUCACGUGGUCAACGCCGCCGGGGAAUCACCUACCAAUUACUUCUUACAAGCUCUGCUAUAAACCAUUACCACAUUAUUCGAAGAUUUGCAUCAUCGUUUUAGCUAAUCGUGGCAACCGUUUCAUAAUAAAUACACAAGGUCAUAAUGCAUGUUCAAAAUCGAUCAAAGUUAAUCCACGACAAAUCAUUAAUAUUACGUCACCUGGAUAUUCCAGGAAAUAUCCUCCCGGCCUGUCUUUCCUUAUCACCACAAAAGAACAGCAAUGUCUACCAUUCCUUCGUCUUUAUCGACCACUUCUGGAUAUCAAGUAG
Molecule: messenger RNA, 573 nt
Organism: Mytilus californianus (California mussel)
Lineage: Eukaryota; Metazoa; Mollusca; Bivalvia; Mytilida; Mytilidae
Exons: 5
Coding region: 1-573 (190 amino acids)
Molecular function (GO): protein binding
Source: RefSeq, a predicted model, not a curated record